Messenger RNA from Pseudophryne corroboree (corroboree frog), 4241 nucleotides. It is a transcript of the gene MIA2, whose product is annotated as MIA SH3 domain ER export factor 2. Gene Ontology annotation, cellular component: endoplasmic reticulum exit site; endoplasmic reticulum membrane. The transcript is spliced from 31 exons. Gene Ontology annotation, biological process: endoplasmic reticulum to Golgi vesicle-mediated transport; vesicle cargo loading; protein secretion. Lineage: Eukaryota; Metazoa; Chordata; Amphibia; Anura; Myobatrachidae. The record is from RefSeq and is a predicted model, not a curated record. The coding region runs from base 80 to 3895 and encodes 1271 amino acids. Gene Ontology annotation, molecular function: protein binding.
GCUGAACAACGGCAUGGAAUAAAGAGGAUAUAGCACUGAUUAAUUACACCGAUUUUGGAGGUCUCUGUAUCGCGGCACUAUGGCAGGGCUGGGGGAUUACCACGUCAUGGGGCUGAUUAUAUUAUGUCUAGUACUACAGACCCAGAGUCAGAAGAUUCUAUCAGACAGGAAGAAAUGUGGAGACAGUCAUUGUGAAAGUAUGAUGAUGAGAGUUUCAGCAAAGCAGGAUUACACUGGACCAGACUGCAGAUUCUUAAGCUUCAAAACAGGAGAUGAAAUCAAUGUCUAUUAUAAGCUCACAGGAGAGAGGGAAGAUCUGUGGCAGGGGAGUAAGGGAAAAGCAUAUGGCUUCUUUCCCAAAGAUAUGGCCAGCAUAGAAGAAGUCUAUAUGACAGAGGAAGUUGAGGUCCCUGCACAGGAAAUUGACUUUAUCUGUUUGAAUGGAGGAGAAUAUUUUUUUGAAAAUGAGGACAGUGUUUUGCAUAAGGAAAAUGAAGACAGAUUACUGACAGGAGAGAACACAGCAGCAGAUGAUGGAGUCCCAGCUGACAUCACCCAACAACAAUCAGAGCAGGAAACCACUGACAAAUCAGCUUGGCCUUCUUCGGGCAUUGCAGGAUGGUUUGGCAUGGGUAGAGCUGAUGAAAGACAAGACACAAUGAUGGAGGACAACCUUAAAACAGAGGAUGGUUUCCUGAAUCGAAACACUGCCUUCAAUGAACAAGGUGAACCCAAAGAAUUGGAGGAGACUCAGACAGAAAAAUCUGGUUGGUUUGGUGGCCGAAUCAAAAAGUUUCUGCCUUUUAGAGAAAAAAACACAGAGGCCGAGCCUCAGGAAGAGGACAGCGAUACUCUGGUGCCACAUAAACAUAUUGCAGUUGAAACAGAUGGCGAAAAUAUUUCCACACACACGCAGGAACCUAACCAGGAAAGUAAUAACAGCAAUGAUAGGGGAGAGUCUCAGUCAAAAUGGUUUAACUUCGCUAUUAAAGAUGUUUUAGGUUUUGGGUCAAAGAACAAUUUCAAGAAAGAAGAAUUUCACCAAAGUGAGGAUGAGAGUGACAAUGAAAGAACAUCAAAGAAUCUGAGUACAGAUCAGGGUGAAUCUAUGGAAAUCAAUGCUGAGGGUGAUAAAGAGGUGUUUGUGGUGGAUCAACCGACAGUUGAUGAGACAAAAACCCCUGCAAUGAAUCCUGAAAUGCCUACAGAGGAUAUCGCUGUAACCACUGGACCAGAGAAAGUGGAAGUGUCCACACAGUGUGAGUCUGAAGAAACAGCUUCCAGUGAACACUGCACAUUUGAAUCAGCCUCGGAUCUGCCCUACAGGGAGCCACACUACCCAGAGGAGAGCUGUACGGCAGGAGUACAACCACCAUCUGACAUAUCUGACAUUAGUAUACUACCAUUCACAGUAAAGGAAUUGAUGUCAUCAUUUUGGAAAUACUAUGAAGUUCUUUCCAACUUUGUUGGUCCUGUCGGGUCCGCGGUUACAAAUGCUAUACACAACGUACCAGACUUCAUUUAUAAGGUUGUUUCUCUCUUGCCUGAGGAUCUCCAGCCUGGCCAGGAUUUUUAUGGCUGUUCCUGGGAGGUGGUGAUUUUCACUGCAUGCUUCGGAUUUCUCUCAGUCUUCUUGUUCACCUGCAGGACUAUCCGUUGUAUUAAAAGCCGAUGCUAUGCAAGUCGAGAAUGUAAGCUUGGUGCGCAGGUCACUGAACUUUUAAACAACAAAUCUGAAGUGCUGGAAAAACUAAGCAUUGUGCAAAAACAGUAUGAAGAAGUACAGCAGACGUUAGAGGAAUCUGGUCAGCAGAAGUUACUGCUGGAGAUCUCAGAGCAGAAGGCAUUGCAGGAAUCACUGCAGGUGUCAAACACGGAGUUGGAGGAGAACAUUGCAAGACUGGAGCAGGAACUGGAAGAAGAGAAGCAGCGGGGACCAGAGCUGGACAAUAUGCUUGUGGAAUUAAAUGAGAAAAUCAAAAAUCUGGAAGAUAAUUUCAAGAAGGAAAAAUCUCAGAAAGAAGAGAUCCGGACAACUCAGAAAGUGUUUGAAAUUAACAAGGAGCGCCUGGAGCUGUCCUGCCAAGAUGCAAAGGAGGAGCAGUCUCGCCUGCAGGAGAGCAUAAAGCAGCUUUCAGAGGAAGCGGAGGGCUGGGAGGAAAGGUUCAGUGAGCUGUCUGAAAACUCCAGAAUGCUCAGCGUAUCUGCAGGACCUAUGCAGGAAGACCUGAGCAACAAGCAGUGCCAGAUUAAGUCACUAGUUGACAGUUUGCUGACGAUGAAAGACUGGAUCUCCGAGGUGGAUGAGCUUUAUGAGGAUGACGACACGAUCUCCAGUAUUAAGUGGGAUUUUGAAAAUGGAGAACCCCUGGGGGAUCCACAGAAGCAAACCAUAAAGAAAUUGAUCUUUGCUGCAAUGCUAAAUGCGUCACUAAAGAGUGUUGAGUCUGAGAAGAAACAGCUGUAUGAUAACCUCUCAGAUGAAAUGAAGGCAAAGGAGCAGCUGGCAGAGUGUAUCACAAAUCUUCAGAACUCAAACCAGUCUAUGGCCUUAGAAAAGGAACAGCUGGAUGGUGAACUGGAGAAGCUGAAGCAGAAAAUGAGCGUCAUGAUGGAGGUGUAUCAGGAAAACGAGCGAAAGCUUCACAGAAAACUUACCGUACAAGAAAAGGAGCGGAUUCAAAAAGAAGCAAAACUAUGCAAAGCAGAUGAAAAAAUGAACCUGGCAGCCGGCGAGCUUGUCACCGUCAAGACACGAGUAGCAGAACUGGAAGACGAGACUGAAAGGACUGUCUCCUCCUACCAAAGCCAGGUCACAUCAUAUGAAAAGAAAUCACAUGAUAACUGGCUCACUGCGCGGGCGGCAGAACGAUACCUGUCUGACGUCAAGAAGGAAGCGGCACAUCUGAGACAAAAGUUAACAGAGGCGGAAUAUAAACUGGAGCUCCUGGAAAAAGAUCCCUUUGCCUUGGAUGUGAUCCAAGCCAUCAGUAGAGCUUAUGCAGAUGUUUUUAUUAACCACCAAGACGGUUCACCAUACGGAUUGUCUCCGAUUGGCCGACUCCCUGAAAGCCGGGCUUUCCUCUCCCCUCCCACUCUCCUGGAAGGCCCUCUGAGAAUCUCCCCAAUGCUUCCUACCGCAGACAGAGGUCCAAGACUACCAGGAUAUUACCCAGCAUACCUUGGGCCUAAGGAAAGAGGAGACAUAAACGCAGAUAGAAAAUCAGACCACCAGCGCACUCUAUCAGACUCCGGCUCUUUGUCACCACCAUGGGACAGAGAACAGAAAAAUGUUCCUCCACCAGGGUUGCCGUACCCAGAGCACCAUUUUCCACAAAGGCGGGCGGAACGAUUUUAUCACUACCCACCUCCAUCCGGUAGAUUCUCAGGCCCUGCAGAACUAACCAGAAAUCAGGGUAAACCGUUCAUGGACGCGCCAGAUGGACGAUUUUCCCCAGAAUAUAAGCAAAGAGUGAACACAAGUAGGAAUGGGACAGAAGAAGCCAAUAAUGCACCCGGGGCCCCCAAUCAGGAAAGUGAAGCACCGGAAGGGCCACCUAGUGAGUAUCCCAUGCAUCCACCUCCACCAAUGAGGGUCCCCUUGUUACCCAUGGAUCCCAGAGCACCUUAUUUCAGAAGACCGUUCCCUAUGCCUCCUCCUCCAAUGGACAUGUACGGACCUCCCGGAUACCCAGGCAUGCCACCUCCUCACAUCACAAUGAGAAGUCCUCUACCACCGCACCCACAGCACUUCUCCGCUUAUCCGAUGCACAGUGAGACCUUCUUCCCACCACAACAUUUGCGGCCUCCACCAAGAAAUGAUCAUCUCACAGACACUCUGCCUUCUCCUGGCAGCGACAGUACCCAGGACAAGCCAUCCGAUCAAAAGACUUGAUGUUGCAAGUUUAGAGACUUACUUUAAAAAUAAAAUAAUGUAGCAGCUGUUGGUUAAGAAAUUUAUAUUUAUAGUUUUAGCUCAAAGAGAAGAUAUUUUAGCACAUUUGAUUUCUGAAGAAAAUCAGGUAAUUUAACAAUUGUGAAUAAUGGGCGUAUGUACAUUGCAAUGAAGAACGCAUAUUUUUUUUUUAAAUUUUGCUUUUUAUUUGACAAUUUUAUUUAGAACAUUUUUUUUUCUUGCCAAAAGACAUUGGACUUUCAUCUGUCAAUACAUUUUACUAAUAAGGUUUAUCACGUGCAAUGAGAAAACUACUAUAAAUAAAGUUCAGUCCUUUUGUACUUGA